Molecule: messenger RNA, 1077 nt
Organism: Emiliania huxleyi CCMP1516
Lineage: Eukaryota; Haptophyta; Isochrysidales; Noelaerhabdaceae
Exons: 1
Coding region: 1-1077 (358 amino acids)
Molecular function (GO): zinc ion binding; nucleic acid binding
Source: RefSeq, a predicted model, not a curated record
AUGAAGAAGCCCACAUCAUGGCAGCGACGCAAGGCCGCAAAGCUUGGCUUGGCACCGGCCGAGGUGCAGAAGCGAUGCAAGAAGAAGAAGAGCCUGGCCGGUCCAGCGCAGGCGCUGCGCGACGCGUGCAAAAGGGCGAAGGACGCAUCCGCUGCGUCGCGGGAGCGGCACCGGCUCGGUCAGCCGCCGCAGCCAGAGGACGCGGCGCUGGCGGAGGAGUACUCUCAGGCCAAGGCCGCGCUACGCAGGGCGCUCGAGGCGGAAGCCAGAGAGAAGGCGGCUGCCGCUCAGAAGACUGCAGCCGGGACCAUCCCUGCUGAACCUGCGUCGACGGCCAAGGGCGCGGCUGCGGAGCCGGCGUCGGUGACGCCUGCGUCGACGGGCAAGGGUGGUGGCGGGACGGAGGCCGCGGCGGAGGCCCCGCCUCCUCCCUCCAAGAAGGAGCUGAGGCGGCGCGAGGCGGUGGAGCGGGCUGUGGCGGAGCGGGCGGGCGAGGGCGGCGGCGACGAGCGCGAGCCGUGGACGUGCGAGACGUGCGGCGUGACGAUCCUCGUGCGCCCCGACGGGCGGGCGCGGCAGCAGCACCUCCAGGGAAAGGCUCACGUCAAGAGGCUCAGGGCUGCGCCCGCAACCGCCGCCUCCGCCGGCGCUCCCUCUGCGGCCUCCGCGCCAGCAACCGCCGCCGCGCCCGCCGCCGCGCCCGCCGCCGCGCCCGCCGCCGUGCCCGCCGCCGUGCCCGCCGGCGUGCCCGCCGGCGGCGGUACGGGCUACUACGAGUGCAAGCUCUGCUCGUGCACGCUCGCCUCCUCCGCCGGCGCUCUACACGAGAAGGGCGCGAGGCACCGCGAGAGGGUGCAGCGGCUCGCCGCCUUUCUGAGGGAGCGGUCGGCGGCCGACGCGGAGCGCCCGCUCAAGCCCGGCGACUGGAUCUGCACCGCCGCCUCCCACGCGCCGCAGCUGGUGUACGCAAACAGAGACAGCUGCUGCCGGGCCGGCUGCGGACGCGCGCGCGCGCAGGGGCUGUCGCAGUCGGAGGCGGCCACCAUGGUUGCUCGGGGCCGCGAGGGAGGCGCAUAG